GCUGCAGCCCGAGGUCACGGUGGGGCUCGGACGCGUGUGCCGGGGCCUCCCGCCACAAGCGCGUCGCGCUCAGCCACCGGCCUUCUCCACCAAACCACUCAAUCCUGUCGUUCUCGGAUGCGACAAUAACGCGACAUACAGCAACAGCAAAACUCUGGUGGAAGAUAUGAACAGAGUACUUAGACACCCGCUGUUCGGCAGCGGACCAGUGUGCAGGCGAGGCGAUGCUCUCAUGACCGUCAGCUGAGCCCUGUACACCCUCCACCUGACGGUCCGCCCAUCGUCAUAAAUCAUUUUCUAGCAGGCCUCCUAUACCGCACCGUCUCCACAACCCGAAUAUAAAGCGCCCUGCUCGCUGUCCAAACCAACAGUCUCCGCAAAGUCCGAACUCUGAUUCAGACAGGCUAUCCGACGGUCCUAGUUUACUGUAACCAUCUUCGACGUCCACUCGUCAUGCAGCACGCCCGUAUCGCACGCUCCGCUCUCCGCUCUGGGAGAUACGUCUCUGCUGCUCCGCGAUAUGCGGCCUUCUCGACUGCGCGCGUCGCCCACGCCGAGUCCCCCUCGAGUACCUCCGCCCAGAAGAAGAAGAGCGUCCUCCCGCCGUACGCACCCGUCGGUGUAGCCGCAGCACUCGAUGCCUCUCCCUCUUCCCCUGCGAAGCCCACGCUCUUUGAGAAGGAGCUCUCCCUCUCCGACCGUGUCGCCCUCGUCUCCGGGGCGAACCGCGGGCUCGGGCUCGAAAUGGCCAUGGCCCUCAUCGAGGCGGGCGCGCGGGCGGUGUACUGUGCAGACCUCCCGAAGACGCCGGGCGAUGAGUGGCAGAAGGUCAAGCAGUACCUCGACCGGAUGGAGGGUAAGGGGCGGCUCGAGUACAUCAGCGCGGACGUCCGAGACCAGGAGACGAUGUGGAAGCUGGGUGAGAUGAUCGGCGACAAGGAGGGCCGUAUGGACGUUUGUGUCGCUGCUGCGGGCAUCCUGAGGCCCGACCAGGACUGCCUGGAGUACGAUGCAAAGACCUUCCAGGAGGUCAUGGACGUAAACGUCAACGGCGUGCUCCACACCGCGCAGGCUGCAGGCCGCCAGAUGAGGCGCUUCGGGAACGGCGGGAGCAUCAUCCUCAUCGCGAGCAUGAGCGGCAGCAUCACCAACAUCGGCCAAAAAUGGGUGUCGUACAACACCUCCAAGUCCGCUGUGAAGCAGAUGGGCCGCAGCAUGGCGUGCGAGCUCGCCGCACAGGGCAUCCGUGUCAACACCCUCAGUCCGGGCUACAUCUACACCACGCUGACUGCUCUCUUCACCGACUCGCAGCCGGGUCUGCUCGAGAAGUGGUCAAGCCAGAACCCGACCGGACGGCUCGGCCGCCCCGACGAGCUGCGCGGUGUCAUCGCUUGGCUCGCGAGCGACGCGAGCACCUACUGCACGGGCAGCGACAUUAUCGUCGACGGCGGACACCGCGCUUGGUAGUCACGCGAUAGCGUCUGACAUGGGUUGUAGUUUGCGUUUUGUUGCGUCGUCUGCGUGUAUUAUAGUCUCCGUGCUGUGUAUGUAUCAAUACGAUCAUUGUCGAACUACACCGGGACCUCUGCCGGGCCUUCCGAACACGUACUACACGCUGACGGCUUCCUACUGUGCACUAAGUCAUUCCUUCGAGCGUAUGCUGCGUGAGUACGUCGCCAACGCCUAGCGAUGGGUCACCCAGUGAACGCGACUGAGGAGGAUGGGUCAAGGGGAAGGACAGGACCUGCC
Molecule: messenger RNA, 1749 nt
Organism: Rhodofomes roseus
Lineage: Eukaryota; Fungi; Basidiomycota; Agaricomycetes; Polyporales; Fomitopsidaceae
Product: sorbose reductase sou1
Exons: 7
Coding region: 454-1467 (337 amino acids)
Cellular component (GO): intracellular anatomical structure
Molecular function (GO): oxidoreductase activity, acting on NAD(P)H, oxygen as acceptor
Source: RefSeq, a predicted model, not a curated record